Messenger RNA from Chrysochloris asiatica (Cape golden mole), 390 nucleotides. RefSeq names its product cytochrome c oxidase subunit 5B, mitochondrial-like. The coding region runs from base 1 to 390 and encodes 129 amino acids. Gene Ontology annotation, biological process: mitochondrial electron transport, cytochrome c to oxygen. NCBI's taxonomy places the organism in Eukaryota, Metazoa, Chordata, Mammalia, Afrosoricida, Chrysochloridae. The record is from RefSeq and is a predicted model, not a curated record. The transcript has a single exon. Gene Ontology annotation, cellular component: mitochondrial envelope.
AUGGCUUCAAGGUUACUUCGCGGAGUUGGAGCUUUGGCCACUCAGGCCUUAAGAACCCGCUGUCCCAAUGGGGUCACCACAGUGCGCUCGAUGGCGUCUGGAGGUGGUGUCCCUACUGACGAUGAACAGGCCACCGGAAUGGAGAGGGAGGUCAUGAUGGCUGCAUGGAAAGAGCAGGAUCCAUACAAUAUGCUUGCUCCAAAGGCAGCAGCAGGCAUCAAGGACAACCCUAAUUUAGUCCCCGCCAUCACCAACAAGCGAAUUGUGGGCUGCAUCUGUGAAGAAGACAACAGUGCUGUUAUCUGGUUUGGGCUGCACAAAGGUGAUGCCCAGCAGUGCCCUAACUGUGGAACCCAUUGCAAGCUGGUGCCUCAUCAGUUAGCUCACUGA